AUGGCCAAUUCCAAAUUUGAAUACAUUCGUACCUUUGAGAUCGAAGACCACCUUCUGAAAGACAUUUUCUUGGUGGUACGAAUUGAUGGCCGUUCUUUUCACAAGUAUUGCCAUCCAAUCUUUCUGACUAGGUUUUCUGAAAAGCACUGCUUCACAAAGCCCAACGACAAACGGGCGCUUGCACUCAUGAAUAGGGCUGCUCAAAGCCUUAUGAGCUCGUUUGCCGAUAUUAUCAUAGCCUAUGGCCAGUCCGAUGAAUACAGCAAAAUCCUCUCCACCAUUGUGUCUACAUUUACCGCUGUCUAUAUGUUCCAUUGGGGAGAGUUUUUCGAGCAAACGCCAAUGUUAUAUCCUGCCACCUUUGAUGGGAGAAUUGUGCUUUAUCCCACGCUAAAGCACAUUCGAGAUUAUCUUUCUUGGCGUCAAGUGGAUUGUAGGCUGAAAACAUUUAUCAUUAUGUCUUAG
This is a messenger RNA of Mitosporidium daphniae, 465 nucleotides long. RefSeq lists its product as uncharacterized. Bases 1 to 465 code for a protein of 154 amino acids. The record is from RefSeq and is a predicted model, not a curated record. Gene Ontology annotation, molecular function: tRNA guanylyltransferase activity; magnesium ion binding. The transcript is spliced from 2 exons. NCBI's taxonomy places the organism in Eukaryota, Fungi, Microsporidia. Gene Ontology annotation, biological process: tRNA modification.